Messenger RNA from Cuscuta epithymum, 1082 nucleotides. The record is from the annotation of a GenBank genome assembly. Lineage: Eukaryota; Viridiplantae; Streptophyta; Magnoliopsida; Solanales; Convolvulaceae.
UUUCUGCUUUAGAAAAGAAAGCCCUCGACUUGCCUGCAAGUUAAGACAUCUAGCUCCCUAUAUAUCCAUUGUCGGCUCAUCCCAUGCCAUACAAAUAAGUGUUUAAUUUAUUCAUAUAUCUUCCUAAUUAGCAUUAAUAUUUCGAUCUCCUUCUUUAAUAAUUAUAUACUAGUAUAAUAGUUUGAUGAUCUGGUGUUGAUUGUUCUUCAAAUCGGUCGUACAAACUGUUGACCAAAGCUUCCCAACCGCCGAACUAAUUAAUUUGUUAAGCAAAUGAGGUCUCGUCGAACAGCCCCAGAUCCUACAAUGCCUCCAGUGUUUGUAGAUCCCAGGGCAGAUGAAUGGGAGCAACGUGAGUUGGACAAGAUCAGAAAGUGGUAUGGUGAGCAGGAAGAAACAAUUGCAAAAUGGGAAAAUGAGAAUAAAAACAAAGCAGAACUUAAGCUCAAAAAAAUUAAGGCUGAAUUGGAAGAGAAGAUUGCAAGAGCUGUUGAGAAUUUCGAAGAAAAAGUUAAAUGGAUAGAAAACACAUCAAGAAAAGCAAUGACACAAGUGGAAAAAGAGAAGAAAAGGGAAGAGCAGAAGGUGAAGGAAGAGGCCAAUCAGUUAAGAUUUACUGGCAUCCUCCCGGAACAAACAACUUGUUCCCUCAUGCAUGGUGAGGAGGAAGAAAUAAUUGCAAAAUGGGAAAAUGAAAAUAAGAACAAAGCCGAACUGAAGCUCAAAAAAGUUAAGGCUGAAUUAGAAGAGAAGAUUGCAAGAACUGUUGCGAAUUUCGAAGAAAAAUUUAAAUGGAUAGAGAACACAUCAAGAAAAGCAAUGUCACAAGUGGAAAAAGAGAAGAAACGAGAAGAGCAGAGGGUGAAGGAAGAUGCCAACCAGUUAAGGUUUACUGGUAUCCUCCCAGAGCAAACGACUUGUUCCCUCAUGUAGCUACUGAAUCGAUCUCAUCACAAAUUUAUCUCCAGAUUUGCUCUUUAAAGGAGUUCCAUAUUUUAAUAGUAGCUUUAAUGACUUUUUAAUGACUUCUAAUAGAAACAAUAACAAUUAUAGUUAUAAUCUAACAACAUUAUUGUACAUAA